Messenger RNA from Rotaria sordida, 1167 nucleotides. The record is from the annotation of a GenBank genome assembly. NCBI's taxonomy places the organism in Eukaryota, Metazoa, Rotifera, Eurotatoria, Philodinida, Philodinidae.
AUGGAAAAAUUAAUAUCUGUUACUAUUAAUGGACGAAAUGAAACAGAUGAAACAGAAUAUGAAUAUUGGCAAUGUAACAUUACUUACACACGAUGUGAUGGUUUUUGGAAUUGUUUUAAUGAAGCUGAUGAAGUUGAUUGUUAUUCAUCAUCAUUAUCAUUUAAUUGUCCAUAUCAACAUCAUCACAUUUGUGUUUCACCUCAUACAAAUCAGUUUAUGUGUUUAACUCUUAGAAAAGCGCAUGAUGGUAAUAUUGAUUAUCUUGGUGAUAUUGAUGAACCUAAACUAUGUCGAUCAAAUGAUUAUCAAUCUAGCGACGAAAAUUUUCAGUGCAUCAGUGACACAGACGAACUUUGUAUUAAGCCCGAAGACUUGUGUUAUCAAAGUCAUUGUCAAGAUGGAACUGAUGAACAGUUUUGUGAUAAAAAUCGAGGUAUCACUCUAGACACUACUAUUUGUGAUAAACAGUAUGAAAGUGUUCGUUCUGAAGUUGAAAAUUUCUUUUGUACACGUCAAUUCGAUGCCAAUAAACCGACAGCGGUACAUUUUUCACUUGGUAAAUCAACGAACUCAGCUAAUCAAAUAACUCAACAACAUACAAAUGAAAUGAUCUUACAUUCAUCCACCAGACAAACAACUAUCCAACAGCAUCAGCAACGUUGUCAUCGUGGUCUUCCAUUACGAAUUUGGUUAAACAUUGAUCAAAACUUGACUAUUGCCUCAUGUCUUUGUCCACCUAGUUUUUAUGAUUGUCAAACUAAAUUUAAUAUUUAUUUACUUUAUUCAACUAGAUCAAAAAAUUUAACAAAAAAUGAUUUUAUUCAUAUUGAUAUUUAUGAAAAGAUUUCAUUUACAUAUCGAAAAAGUUUUUUAAUUCCACUUGAAUAUCCAUUACUACCUGUACAUCGUAUUGCUGUUCAACUUAAUAUUCCAUGUACAAAUGAUAGACAAGAAAAUUGUUUAAAUCAACCAUGUAUACAUGGUCAAUGUAUUAGAUAUUCAAAUAAUUCAAAUAAUGAUAGUUUUUGUCAAUGUUAUCGUGAAUGGACGGGAAAAUAUUGUACUAUUUCAUAUAGAUGUACAUGUUCAUCUGAUUCAUUAUGUAUUGAUAUAUCAUCAAAUAAUCGAUCGAUUUGUAUUUGUCCACUUCAUAAAUGGAGUUCUUAA